Molecule: messenger RNA, 3669 nt
Organism: Cyprinodon variegatus (sheepshead minnow)
Lineage: Eukaryota; Metazoa; Chordata; Actinopteri; Cyprinodontiformes; Cyprinodontidae
Gene: ggt5b
Product: gamma-glutamyltransferase 5-like
Exons: 12
Coding region: 82-1746 (554 amino acids)
Biological process (GO): glutathione catabolic process; leukotriene D4 biosynthetic process; inflammatory response
Cellular component (GO): plasma membrane
Molecular function (GO): glutathione gamma-glutamate hydrolase; leukotriene-C(4) hydrolase activity
Source: RefSeq, a predicted model, not a curated record
GAAGUAGACAAGCCUUGGAUUAGUCUGCAGAGAGCGCAGGAGAACAGUCCAGCACGCCUUCCAGCUCAGACGCGCAGCGCAAUGGCCAAAUGGCUGACGGGAUGUUGCACUGCGUUCAUUCUGAUUUGCGCCGUGGCUUUUGUGAUCCUGUGCAUCGUCACCCUUCACGAUGCUGGCUGCUCCAGCUUCAAACAUGCGGCUGUAGCUGCAGACUCGCAACUUUGUUCCGAGAUUGGCAAGAAAAUCCUUCAGAAGGGCGGCUCAGCAGUAGAUGGCGCCAUUGCAGCUCUCCUGUGCACGUCUGUGGUCAAUCCUCAGAGCAUGGGAAUUGGAGGAGGCUCUAUAGUGAUUGUGAGAAAUAAAACAGGUAAUGUUAAGGUCUACAACUUCAGGGAGUCGGUCCCUCACUCAUUCAAAGAUAAUCUGCUAAAUGACUGUCCUACUACAUUUGGAUUGUCCACAGGUAGUCAGUGGAUUGGUGUCCCAGGAGAGUUGAAGGGCUACGAGCGCCUCCACAGAGAGUACGGGAAGCUGCAAUGGGCUCAGCUGUUUGAGCCAACCAUCAAACUGGCCAGAGAUGGGAUUCCCAUGCCAACAUACUUGGCAGAAUUCAUGAGAAACAACUUUGUAAAGAUGCAUGUGGAAAGGUCAUCCCUGUGUGAAGUGCUCUGCCACGAAAACAAAACAGUCCUGGGCAGAGGGGACACCCUACGCUUUCCUAAACUUGCAGAAACCCUGGAAACAAUUUCAAAGAAGGGUGCAGAAGCCUUUUACACUGGCAGGAUAGGACUUGACCUAAUCCAAGACAUUAAAGAAGCAGGUGGAACAUUAACAAUGAAAGACUUGGAAUCUUACGAAGUUAAGGAGGGCAGUCCAUGGACGGUUUCUCUGGGGACUCAUCGGAUGCACAUCGCUCCCCCACCUGCUGGAGGAGCACUGCUAGCUUUCAUUCUCAGAAUUAUGCAAGGGUUCUCGCUGAGCUCAGACUCUCUUGAUGUUAAAGCGAAGGUUCAGAUGUACCAUCAUUACAUAGAAGCAGCUAAAUUUGCUAAUGGACAAAAGAGGAACAUUCGAGAUCCUGCUUUCAGUAAUAGCGAGACUGCCAAAAACCUGAUUGAUUCAACCUUCAUCGAUCAUAUCAGAGGGAUGAUAUCAUCUAGUAGGACCCAUAAUAACUCCUAUUACUUCAACGUCAAACCUCCAAAGGAUAAUUUUGGAACAACACACGUUUCUGUGCUGGAUAAGGAUGGACUCGCAGUCUCAGCCACCAGCACCAUAAACCAGCUGUUUGGAGGAGCUGUUUACUCUCCCAAAACAGGAAUCAUCCUCAACAAUGAGCUUGCCGACUUUUGUGGAAGAGUAAAUACUAUACAUCCAGGUGAACAGCCACCUUCUUCAAUGACUCCUGUUAUAAUAGAGAAAGGCUCUGGUGGGAUCCUUGUGAUGGGAGGAUCAGGAGGAAGCUUGAUCACCUCAUCAAUGGCCUUGUCUCUAAUCAACCGCCUGUGGCUGGGGAUGAGCUUAAAGGAGUCAAUUGAUGCUCCCAUAAUCUUCAUUGACUCAGAGAAUGUUGUGAAUUUUGAACGAAGAUUUAAUGAGUCUGUGAAAGAGGGCCUCAAAGCUCUUGGACACCGAGUUGGGUCUUGGCCAUACUUUUUAAACGUGGUCAAUGCCUUGGAAAAGGAGGACGGUUGUAUAGAGGCCGUGUCGGACCAAAGGAAGAUGGGAAAAUCAGCAGGAUACUGAUCAUGAUGAUAUUGAGUAACUUUACAUGAACAUCUUUUCUUAGACUUAUUAAACCUUUAUGCUAGGGGCCCGUGAUAAUGAUGCAGCUCAAAAACAAAAUGUGAAUGAGUUAGUUUUAUUUUUGUUUAACUUUCUUUUUGUAUGUAUAUUUUAAAAAGUAAUUGAAUGUAGGCAAACAUCCAUGUAUUGUAAUACUAUAGUAUAUAAUAGUAAACGUAAAGGCAGUGGAGCUGAUUCUUUACCUAACUGCAAAUUUUAUUUUUUUCCAAAUGAAGUCAGAGGAAGAUAAUAAUAAUGUAACUUCACUCUCAUUUAUCCAACACCUUCAUCUUUGUGUUUAUUUGUUUUGACAUAGAUGUAUGCUCAUAUAGCAACAACACUGUGAACACGUUUUUUACUUAAUUUCUAUCUGUAAGCUUGCGAAAUGACAAACUUCUUUGUGAAUUAUUCAAAGCAUUUUUGACCAAUGGUUGUCCAGCCUUUUUGGAUAUAUUUUGAAGGUUUGGGUCACAUGCAGACUCCUUCUUUCACCCAUUUUCCUGCCUAUUGAAGUUCAGGUCUACACCCUUACUGUAUUGUAUUUAGAGCUGUUAAGCAAUGUCUGAAAGUCAUUUCUUUCAGGAAAAAAUGGAAAAUACCAAGCGAAGCAUUGACACAGAACCUGAUGUAUUGCGGUUUAGUUGAUUAACUCAAUCUAAAGACCUAUACAUAUGAAAGAACAGAGAAGGAUUUUAUUUACCACAAAGCUGCAAGAGUAAAAGUUCCUUCAGGAAGGACAUUUCAUACUUCAGUCUUUACUCUGCAAAAUGAGCUAAAAUAAGUAAAAAAUGUGUAUUUACCCUUAAUUUGAGUAAGUUCCAUUGGCAGUGUCUCAAUUCAAGAAAAAAAUGCAUUUACUUUAAGAAUUGUUUUUCAUUGUAUAGGUCUCUUACCAUGCAGCUUUUUUUUUUUUUUUUUUUUUUUUUUAAACUUAAGACUUCUUUUACAUUGGUGACCUAGCAUACCACUAUCAUCUUUCAUGGGGACCACUAUAAAAAAGUUGCUCGCAGAAUAAACUUUUAAAAAUGAGCUAAAAGAACAUACUGAGGUUUUGCUCAUGGAUUCUGACAUAUUUCUGUUUUUAAGGAGUAGCCUUAAUGGUAUUUUCAUGGAUGUAACUAAAGAAAGGACUGUGUUUUUGUUACCGAUAGCUAGAAACAAUGUUCAUGAGGAAACCCUUUUAGUUUUGCAAAAUGUAGCAGCAUUUUUUUUUUAAGAAGAGCCAAAAACUGGUCUGUAAAUGAACGAAAAAGCAGCUAAAGUUAAAAAAAAAAAAAAAACUCAGAAAGUUCUCUACACAGCCCAAAUAAAGACCACUCUAAAAUACUACAAGGACUUUCAGCUCUGGUAAAGGAAAUUUCACAGGAGCCAUGAAGGAUGGUUCCAGAUUUUAGCACAAUAAUGCAUUGGUAUUUAGACAGCAAAACAGAGAUAAUGUUUUAUGAACUGUUAUUUGUGUUCACACCAUGGUGAUUGUUUUUUAAGACUGACUUUGCAAACAGUCAGCUUUUAUCAUGUUGCACUGUUGACAUGCUGGAUGUCGGACUCUUAGGCAUAGCAAUGUACUGAAUGUUCUAAUUUCUGACUGAACUUUUUUGAUUUUAUUUGUUAUUCAUAGGGCAUAACCACUAUAUAUGAGCCAUUUAAAAAGGAAAUCCUGAUGCAGAAAAAAACAUUUACUGUGGCCUUUUUUAUUAUAAUGACUGUAAGACUGCCUUAAAAUUCCAAUUAAUGUUUUUAACUCAGUGUGUUGUAAAAAAAAAAAUGUUUUAACAAACUCAUUUUUUUUACCUUGUGUUGUUUGUUUAAUUAAUUUUAUCUACUUGUGUUCCUGACUGUUCACUGUUUAUUCUCUAGUUUUUACAAUAAAAACUUUCCUUUGAA